Molecule: messenger RNA, 1110 nt
Organism: Sungouiella intermedia
Lineage: Eukaryota; Fungi; Ascomycota; Pichiomycetes; Serinales; Metschnikowiaceae
Source: the annotation of a GenBank genome assembly
AUGAAUUGCCUCGUGCUGCUUCUAUUAGCUAUCUUCUACUUGGAGGUAGCUAAUGGUGAGACUGUCAAGUACAUCUCGCAGAAUUUCCAAGCUAGAACAAAUCUCAACACUCCCCAGGCUAAUAUCGCCUUGGGUACACCCCCGCAAAAUACAACGGUGUUGCUCGAUACUGGCUCUUGGAACGCAUUCAUUCCAGGCAGUAUCAAUGGGUACCCUGAGAACAAGUAUUCGGUGUACAAUGCAAGUUCAUCCUCCACGUUUUCACAGACGAGAUUCUUGCCUAACAUGUACUGGAAUCAGCCCACCAGCUCCGACUUCAAGUGGUUUGUGUUUGAUCAGGCUUAUUUUGGAGAAGGUCAAGGUGCUGGGCAGUUCAACACCUCGUUCGUCAUGCAAACCACCUUCCAGACUCCAAUCUUUGGUCUUGAUGUCAACAGUGUCAGAAGAAAGCCUUACGACUCGGUUAUUAUGAUGAUGAGGGAAGCUGGACUUAUCCGUAACUUAUCUUUUGCCAUCUCCUACAACGAUGACACUCCAGACAAUUACGAUGGAAAUUUCAUGUUUGGAGCCAUAGAUUACUCGAAGUUCAUUGGAAAGCUCGUGGCAAUUCCUCUCAAUAAUGGUAGAUUGCAAGUAGACAACCCCAUCUACUACGAGCGUGGUGACGGAGCACAGGAGUAUACUGUUGAUAACCCAUUCACCUUGUCUUACCAACCAGGAACCACCACCAUGUUUGACACUGGUGGAAUCAACUUCUCCAUUGACAAAUUGGCAUAUUCCGACGUCAUGAGAAUCUUGGGAACUGUCAAUGGUAAAUUUCAGAGUUCGGUGAUUAAAAGCAGAAAGCCGGUGAUUAUUUAUUCCCUCGGAGGAGGAAAGUUCAAAUUCACAGUCGACCUCUACAAGAGACUUCCGCAAGGCAACCCCAUUGGCUUCUUCAAGGGUGUCGCUCAAAGUUCUUCCAAGAUGGUGCAGCAGGGGCCAGGUCUUUUCAAGUACGUCUACACGGUUUGGGAUUACGAGAACGAGAGAAUGCUAUUCGGAAAUCGUAAUCCUAACCCUGGCGCCCCCGAUAUUCGUUACUUGACCGAAGACAUCAUUCAGUCAUAA